AAUAGGUGGAUUCGGUCAUCACUGGCGGGACAAUCCAAAUUCACAUACAUAUGUAUAUUGGCGUGUGUUUUGCGGCUGUGUGGCCUGGAUCACCUGUUUAGGUUUUCAGGAGCAAAUUCACAUGUUCUGGAUCUGCGGUGGAAACAUCUUUUCAACAUUACUCCAUCGGUUGUUUUUUGUGACUGAGUGCCGUAACGGGAUUCGGCGUCGGGUGGUUGUCAUUUGGCUUGUUUGCUGGCAAAGGCAGCAGUCGCAGACCACAAGCUCGACGGAAACCACACGCGACGGCAUUGGAUGCGGACUAUCUUUGGCCGCCACGAACGCAAUCAAAACAAAAGACUUCCGAACCGGUAGAAGUGCGAGUUUGACUAUUGCCCUGUGUUUUGUCUUAUCAGCUGCAGUAUCAAUAUCAGAACCACCAUUCGCAGCGGCCAAAAAAGAACGGAUUCGAACUUAUUCAAUUUGGAGUUGGUCGUCCCCCAGGUACCAUGAGCAAAGCCAAAUCAGCCGCCCACGAGCCGACGAUCCACUACCUGGACAGCGUGCUAAGCGAGGAGGAAAAGAGGUGCUCCUACGGCCAUCAGUGGCGCAAUAUUUCCAUUUCCCGAUCCGGACGCUUUCGUUCGAAGAACAAAAAGCGGGAUGCGGUCGACGGAAAGUUCUUCGACGCCGGAUCAAGAUCUCUGCAGGACAUCGAGAAGGUCUCAAAUUGCACUUCGAAAAGCGCAUUGAACAAGUGCAUCGCCUCUUCGACAGGACCGAUGACGCCUCCAGUUCAGCAGGCAAGAAGCCAACGGGACCAGCCUGAGAGUUUUAAAAGUGUUUACGAAACGAAUUUGUAGAGCUAUAUAAGGUUUUUUCAUUACGUAUCAUCCAAAUGUAUAUAAACUAGCAUGGCGCCUUUUUUAUCAGACUGAGAGGACAAAGAGAAUAAAAAGCGGCAAGAUAGUGAACUUAUUGCACUACAGGUUUUAUAUGCAGGGCAUACAUAGGAAUAAGUCUCAUAUGAGCACAUUCUCUUUAUGCUUAGAUUAAUUGUACUUAAAUCAAAUUUAAAUAUUUGACAUUCUAGCUUGCUUAGAUUGUAAGGGAUUAAAACGUGAUAAAUGCACUAAUAAUUAUGCAUAUUUUUUAAGUUUGUUUUUACGUCUUACUAAAAACAACUACAUAAAAUAAGACCAAUAAAGAACCAGAUUCGAUUAAAAA
Molecule: messenger RNA, 1206 nt
Organism: Drosophila yakuba
Lineage: Eukaryota; Metazoa; Arthropoda; Insecta; Diptera; Drosophilidae
Exons: 2
Coding region: 489-842 (117 amino acids)
Source: RefSeq, a predicted model, not a curated record